AUGGCUGCCGGCCUUGCGGCCUUCGCCAACGGACAGGCAACCCAGCCGGUCUCUUCCAUUCCCUCGGGAGCCCCCGUGGUUGAUCUGGGAUAUGUUUCCUACUUGGGUUCCACCAACGAUACAUCCGGCAUCACAUACUAUAGGGGUAUCCACUAUGCCCAGCCGCCGGUGGGAGCCCUGAGAUGGCAGAAACCGCGGCCUAUCGAACAGGCCAACGAUUUCGAGGGCGCGACCCUGAAUGCCACACAGGCAGCGCCAUCCUGCUACCAGAGCGCGCCGGAGAGCUUGUUGCUUGGCGGGCUGGGCUCCCUGCUUACAGAAUCGCUGGGGGUACCUCAGUCGGAAGACUGCCUGGUGCUCGAUGUGCUGGUCCCCAGUCGUCCGCAGUCCGACUCGUUGCCGGUCAUUGUGAUGAUCCACGGCGGGGGGUAUACGCUCGGCGGAGCGCAGAGUUCACCCGGAGAUGCCAUGGUGCAUGCCUCGAACGGCAGUGUCAUCUACGUGAGUAUCCAGUACCGCCUGGGUAUCCACGGUUUUCUCGGAGGGAGCCAGAUCGCCAAUGACGGCGUGCGCAACGCGGGACUGCUGGACCAGCGUGCUGCUUUGGAGUGGGUGUCGAGGAACAUCCAUGCAUUCGGCGGCGACUCUUCGAGAGUGACGAUCUGGGGCCCGUCUGCCGGUGGAGGUUCCGUCACACACCAGCUCACCGCAGGCGGCGCGUACGACGAGCCGCCCUUCUCGGCCGCCAUCGCCGAGCAUCCUUGGUGGCAGCCACUGCUCAACAGCUCCCAGCAAGAGAUCCAGUUCUCCCAGGCGCUCCGCUUGGCCAACUGCUCUUCCGUACACUGUCUGCGUGAGCUGUCGUCAGAGGCCCUAGGCACCGUCGGGCAGGCCGUCCAGAACGCAUCGUGGCCCGGCGCUACAGGCUACGGCUCGUCCUAUUACGGCCCAGUAGUCGACGGGGCGUUCAUACGCGAGCUGCCCGACCAGGCUUUCAAGGCGGGCCGCUUCUACGACGUGCCGCUGCUCGUCGAGCAUAGCGCCUACGAAGGCCUCCUCUUCAGCAACACGUCGGAGACGACCCAGGCCGAGCAGGUCAUGGACGCCAUGGACCUCUUCCCAUAUGCCGGGCCGGCAUUCUUCUCGCGGCUCUACCAGCUCUACCCGGCCUCGGACUUCAACUCGUCCGUCUUCCAGCGCCAGGCCUGGUUCGGGGAUUUCAUCAUCAGCUGCCCGACCUACUACAUGGCGUCCCGCGCCGUGGACGUGAGCCGCAACGCGUCUGCCGUCUUCAAGUUGAUCUUCGCCGCGGGCACCGAGAUCCACGGCGCGACGGGGCCCUUCCUGCAGAACGCAGACAUUGAGUGGGCAGGGGCGAACAACCGGACUCUGGCGGAGAUCAUGACGGCGUACUGGAUCAGUUUUGCGGUUACUCAUGACCCGAAUCCAUUGAGGGACGCUCGUGCGCCGUACUGGCCGAGUUAUGUCAGUGGUGGCAGUGGCACUGUAGCUGAGGGCGAGAGCGUUGGCUUCUCAACCUUGGCUGUGACGUAUGCUAGCAUUGGUCCUCAGCAAGACCCUGACAUGGGGGCAAAGUGUGAUUUUUUUGGAAGCAAUGGGCUAGUUGUCAGGAAUUAG
Diaporthe batatas is the source of this 1638-nucleotide messenger RNA. RefSeq lists its product as uncharacterized. The transcript has 3 exons. Bases 1 to 1638 code for a protein of 545 amino acids. Lineage: Eukaryota; Fungi; Ascomycota; Sordariomycetes; Diaporthales; Diaporthaceae. The record is from RefSeq and is a predicted model, not a curated record.